Molecule: messenger RNA, 1017 nt
Organism: Paramecium sonneborni
Lineage: Eukaryota; Ciliophora; Oligohymenophorea; Peniculida; Parameciidae
Source: the annotation of a GenBank genome assembly
AUGCAAUAAAAUAUUACAUGUCCAAAUCAUGGAAAGUAAAUAGAGUAUCUGAAUUUACAUGCAGAAUAAAAAAUAAAUUUGUUUUGUGCAGAAUGUAUGAAAACUUUAAAUGAUACAAAUUCAGCAGUAAAAAUAGAUAAAAUUAGGGAUUGUGUUGUAAAUGAGUUAAAAAGCGUAUAUAAUUAUACUAUAAUCUGUAGGUUAAAUUAUAGUAAGAGAAAUAUUAAAACAAUAUUACAAUUAUUUAAAAUUUAUUAAUUUCCUUAAAGGAAAGAGAAUAGUAAUUAAGUAAAGUUAUUGAUAAUAUUGAUAUCUAUUAAUUUUAAAAUAUUUAAGAUGAUAUUAUAAAAUUUUAUUGUAUAAGCAAUGGAAAUACAUAAAAAAAGUUAGAAAAUUAUUUUUAUCAAGAUACUAAACCUAUAGAUUAGCUAUAAAAGAUGUUUUAUUUUAGCUAAGAAUAUAAAAAUGACUCAAUUGUAUUAAUGAAUAAUUUUACGAUGUAAUAAAGUAUAAUGAAAGAUAAUUCAUUGAAUAGAUAAAUUAAUUAUGAAUUCCCUAGCAGUUAUUGAACCAGAGUUAGAUUAAUUUUAAAAAAGCUCUAUUUAUCUUAAAAUAAAUGUAAAUAUAUGUUUAUAAAUCAAUAAAGCAUCUAUGUUAAAGUAUUGCAGUUGGAUUUUGUGAAUUGGAAAUCAUUAAAUAAUAAAAAUAUCAAAUAAACAAUUGGAAUAGUUUAGGACAUGGAUGUUAUUUAAUCUCAAGUGGAGGAUGUAUCAAUUAUUAUUAUUAUUAGAUAUUUAUAACUAAAAAGAUUGGAAAUUUAAUUUCAAAAAAAAUGGAUUUUGUUUCAAUAAAAAUUAAAUUAUUAAAAUUUGUUAUGAUCCUUUAAAUAGCUUAAUAAUAUUUGAAAAAUUUAAUGAUUCAAAAAGUCAAAUAUAAAUGAAAAUAGAUGCCUAAAAUUUAUAUGCUUGUGUAUAUGUAUCAAAACCAAAGGAUGAGAUUGAAAUUUUAAAUUUUUGA